Messenger RNA from Gongylonema pulchrum, 678 nucleotides. The record is from the annotation of a GenBank genome assembly. Lineage: Eukaryota; Metazoa; Nematoda; Chromadorea; Rhabditida; Gongylonematidae.
AUGCAAUCUUCUUCUCAUAAGCGACUAUGUAUCUCCGGUGCCAGAGAUCGUGCUUUAGUUGUUUGGGAUAUAGAUGUUAUGGAGAAUGAGGCCGUUGAAGAGAAGUGGAAAGUUUAUGAAGUUCUGGAUUCUCAUCAACUUGUAAACGAACACGAAGUGAAUGCGGCAGCAUUGUGUGUUAUAAAUGACGAGCAAACAGCGAUAUGUGCAUGUGCUUCGUUUGAUGGCCUAGUGACCGUCCUUGAUCCUCGAAAUUCGCUGCAGAAAAUCACUCAAAUGUCUUAUCAUCGCAGUGCCGUUUACGAUCUCGCUCAAUUGCCUGGCAGUAAUUAUCUCUAUUCGUCCGGUGCAGAUGGCAGGAUUGUACGUGUGGAUAAGCGUAUGUGGAAAACUGUGAGCGAAAUGCAACUGAGAACAUCAUACUCGCGGAGCUUAUCAGUGCUAGAGGGACAGCUCUCUUGUGGUACUGCCGACGGAAAAAUACUUUCUCUCGAUCCGGAGAGUUUGGAGAUCUUGAAUGAAAUGAUUCGACAGAUACGACUGAACAUGGGCAGCCAAAUGUGCAUCACAAAAAAUCGUCGUCUGAUGGUUUUUACACCGGGAUUACGCCCUAAACUUCUCUACACUUUGGAUCGAUUUGAUGCCGAACCUUCCAGGGCAAGUGUUCACCUGUUUUAG